This is a messenger RNA of Aspergillus viridinutans, 1464 nucleotides long. RefSeq names its product Hsp90 co-chaperone CDC37. NCBI's taxonomy places the organism in Eukaryota, Fungi, Ascomycota, Eurotiomycetes, Eurotiales, Aspergillaceae. Gene Ontology annotation, cellular component: cytoplasm. The coding region runs from base 1 to 1464 and encodes 487 amino acids. Gene Ontology annotation, biological process: protein stabilization; protein folding. The record is from RefSeq and is a predicted model, not a curated record. Gene Ontology annotation, molecular function: protein kinase binding; heat shock protein binding; protein-folding chaperone binding. The transcript has 2 exons.
AUGGUUUUGGACUACAGCAAAUGGGAUGCUCUUGAACUGUCCGAUGAUUCGGAUAUUGAGGUUCACCCUAAUGUCGACAAGCGCUCCUUCAUUAGAGCAAAGCAGGCUCAGAUCCAUCAGCAACGGCAGCAGCGCCGUAUGGAGAUUGAGACGCUUAAGUACGAGCGAAUUAUCAAUGACGGUCUCCUCUCACGUAUAGAUAAGCUCCUUGCAUUGCUUCGCGAGCAUGAAGGAUCUUCACGGGAUCCUGAGGAGCUGGUCUUCCAAGCCGUGAUGGAGUCGGCAAGCAACCCCGCUGAAGACCAGGCACCUGCCCCACCAGAGGGCGUUCAUACACACGAAAAGGAGCAGCCAAAGUACUCUCAAAUGCUAAGUGCUUUAGUUGAUCAAGUUAAGAAGGAGAUCGGCGAGUCGAGUCCCGAUAACCGAUACCAGGCAUACAUCAAGGGUGUAGAAGGUCACCAGGACAAAGUUCAGGGGUUACAGAAAGAAUUGCUGGCUCGCCUUGCGCAGCUGGAGAAGGAAGAGUCCAGCAAGAUUACGAGCGAUAUGCUGCAUACUGGAUUCGACACAUCCUACGUAUCAAAAUCAAAGGAUAAGGGCAAGGCACCGGCUACGGCGAAAGCAGAAUCUGUGGAACUUCUAAAUCCACGUGCAGUACAAAAUGAGGCACCGAAAGCUGAUGAUAACGAGCAAGUCGACCCGGAAGAUGUCAAAGCGAGCGAUCUGGCGAAGAAGUUUGCUCGCAUCAACCGUAAUGACUAUAGGGCAUUGCUUCAAUUUAUCUCGGAACAUCCAGAGAUUGUCGCAGAGAAAGAGACAGAUGGCCUUCUAGUUGAAGCUUUCAACAGCCAGAUGGAAGGAAAUGAGGAGUAUGCUCGUCAGUGCGUACACCAGGGGCUGUUGUUGCAAUAUUGCCGUUCUCUAGGUCGAGACGGAAUCUCACUUUUCUUCAAGCGAAUCACGACGAAAGACCAUCAAGCGUCAACACUUUUCCGUAACGACGUGAACGAAACCUACAACAAAAUCAAAACCCGCGCAGCGGAACUUGCCAAAGAUAGCUCAGCUGCCAAUGACCCUGCUGGAGUAGAGCAGAUUCAAUUGCAUGCCGUGGAUCCCAACACCAAGAUCACUAUCAAUAUCCCGCCCGCAGACAGCAAUGACCCGGCAGAGAUUGAAGCUCGCAAGAUCUUCGAGUCUUUCUCGGAAGAUCUGCAGAAGGCAUUGGCCUCGGAAUCCCUUGAUAAAGUCAACAAGGUACUUGGUAAAAUGCCCGUUAACGAAGCCGAAGAAGUUGUGGAGAAGCUCGGGGCUGGCGGCUUGCUAAGCCUUGAGGAAGGCAUCGUUGACGCGACCACAGAAGAAGGCAGGAAGAAGCUUGAGGAAAUUGAAGCUGAGGGCAGAAAGGAAAAGCAUGUAGAAGAUAUUGGUGAACCUGGCGGAGAUGUUACCGAGUUGGAUUAA